Messenger RNA from Sinocyclocheilus grahami, 1859 nucleotides. Its product is annotated as CKLF-like MARVEL transmembrane domain-containing protein 8. Gene Ontology annotation, biological process: myelination. Gene Ontology annotation, cellular component: membrane. Gene Ontology annotation, molecular function: structural constituent of myelin sheath. The record is from RefSeq and is a predicted model, not a curated record. The transcript has 8 exons. Lineage: Eukaryota; Metazoa; Chordata; Actinopteri; Cypriniformes; Cyprinidae. Bases 1 to 486 code for a protein of 161 amino acids.
AUGGCAGGAGAGGCACUUAAAGGCACUCUGGUGCUCACGCACAUCCGUGCACAUGUGUGCAGGUUUCUGUUGGUUGAGCAGAGAGGCUGGGUGGGGACAGACGCACACUUGAAAAAGAUUUUGGGCCUGCUGGUAUGGGCACUGAUUGCAAGCACAGAGUAUUUCCGAUUUUCCCCAUUUGGAUGGGUGAUGUUUGUGACUGUCUUCUAUUGGCUUCUCACCCUCUUCCUUCUCAUCAUCAAACUGGCCAGAGGACAAAUCCGACACAUUCCCUGGACUACAGUGGUUCUCAUUUUUAACUGCACUGCUGCUUUAUUGUACACAUCCGCUGCUGUUGUUGAGGCAACAUUAGUGAACCGGGGGGUCAAAGGUCAUCAUGAUUUCAACUGUUGGGCAGCAUCGACGUUUUUUGCAUUCCUAGUAUCUCUGACUUACGCUGGUAGUGCGUUCUUCAGUUACAAAUCCUGGCACAGAGGAGAUGAAUAAAAUGUUCUGGAUUGUAGUUUUUAAUCAAAUGUUAAAAUUAUGACUCAUCCUUAAAUUGUUCAGGUAUGGACUAAACUUGAAAAAAUAUUUAAUACUGAUGAUUGUCUUUCAUAUUAAAAAUUAAGAAAUGUACCUUUUGCUCUGUAGCCCUAUGUAUUUGCAACCAUUCCACACAUACAGAUUUGUCUAAUGCACAAAGGAUAUUUUAAUAUCUUUCUCAUAUUUAAUAUGGACAUGCAUAACUUACAUUAUUUAAAUUUUAUUGAAUGGAUGCUAAUAAAUUAUGCCGAAAAUGCAUGAUGUUUGGACUUACCAGACUUAUUAUGAAAGCCUUGUUGUGUUUCACAAAGCAUAAGCGCAACUCUGUGUCAAAUUAAAGCUGUCAUUAUAUUUGUCCUUUGAAAGCAGAUCUCAUUUAUUUCUUAUUUUUGUAAAUGUCAAACUCAUAUGGCUGCACACAAUAGGUAAAACUGCAUAAUUAAACUAGAAGAGGAAGUUUACAAAAGUGCAUCCAUGCACCCCAUCACUGACACUAAAUCAAAGGUGUGCUUGUGUUUAAUACAGGAAUGUGAUCAGAAUCAGAUACAUGAUGAAUUAAUCUGUUAUGUUCCAACGAAUUGUGAUUCACGCUCUCAGGUAUUAAGGCACAGUAUGACUUAUGAAUCAUGAUGUGAAAUUUGAGCAACGCGAGUGAUGUCGUGUCAGAUGCAGUUUCCCGACCACAUCAUACUCGACGAGCGCGGUUGUGUGGCGUCGCGUCGUUGCAGAGUAUUGUUAGACAUCAUCCACUAAACGAUGAUGGGGAUUUUAUUUCUGGACUACUUACGAUCCAAACAAGGAGUUCUGAAGGUCGCUCAGCUCGUGAUUCUCCUGAUAGCGUUCGCUUGCGUUCGUUCCACGUGGUACAACAGCUUCUACACUUACGGUUUCUUGGAAGGAGUCACGCUCGGUUACUCCAUCACGGUCGCCCUUUUUCUAUUCCUGACUGUAUUUGGGAUUCCGAAAAGGGCAUUAUUUGUGAACCGGACGAUAGCCGAGUUUGUGCUCGAUACAUUGGGAUUCAUCUUCAUCUCCACCGGUUCCAUUGUAGCUGCUGUGAAGUCUUAUGACACCCCCAUUCUGGUUGCCGCCUCAGUGUGUGGUCUUCUGGUCUCAUAUCUCUCACUUGUUAGUGUGAUACUUUCAUUUGUUGCCACUCGCCGCACACAGCCUGCGGGUCCACCAGUAUAAAAACAUUGUCUUGAUGUUUAUAGUGCUUCUUCUGAAAUAUCUAACUGCCCUCAACACAUAACAGCUUGGAUCGGGAAUUGAUAAAGGAUAUGGUUGUUUUAGUACAUUUACAUGGAACAUAAAAGAUUUUGUGACAAUAUAAU